UAAGAUGUUUUUGUGAUAAAAUGAUCGACGUUUGUAGCGUAACAAAUGUUAAAGUAAAAAUAAUAUUUAAUUAACGUUCAUUAAAAACUUCUUGUCAGAAAAUAAAUUAUUGGUCAGUGAAAAAAUGUAUGUUGAAAUAAAUAGUGAACAACUUGUAGAUAAAUCCAACUAAUUAGAAAAAUUGGUUGAUAGGGUUUUUUGACAGAAUUUGGGUAACGCAGAACACAGUGGGCAGUACUACUGGAAAAACAAAAUGUUCAUAUACUUAAGUAAAAAGAUAGCCAUCCCAAACAACACCUUUAUUCACUGUCUAGCAUGGAACAAAGAGCAAGGGUAUAUUGCAUGUGGUGGAGAAGAAGGUUUGCUGAAAGUAUUGAAACUUGAGAUGGGGAGUGAUGGAAAGGUUCGAGGGUUAGCUGCUCCUAGCAACUUGUCAAUGAACCAGACCCUUGAAGGUCAUGGAGGCACUGUUCAAGUUGUGACUUGGAAUGAAUCAUACCAGAAAUUGACAUCUAGUGACCAGAAUGGAUUAAUCAUUGUUUGGAUGCUGUACAAAGGUUCCUGGUAUGAAGAGAUGAUCAACAACAGGAACAAGAGUGUGGUCAGGGGGAUGGCUUGGAAUUCUGAUGGUCAAAAAAUCUGUAUUGUGUAUGAAGAUGGUGCUGUGAUUGUUGGCUCUGUGGAUGGAAACCGUAUAUGGGGGAAGGAAUUGAAAGGAAUACACUUGACUUCUGUAGAGUGGUCACCAGAUGGAAAGUUUCUUUUGUUUGGAAUGCAGAAUGGAGAAAUUCAUGUUUAUGAACAUAAUGGAAACUUUGUGGCAAAACUUGCCCUACCGUGCCUUCAGAGCUUGGUUUCUAGGCCUAGCUUGAUAGGAAUUCACUGGUACAAUGGGCGUGGUGGAUUUGUGGACCAGGACACCCCUGUUCUUGCUGUUGGUUAUGAUAAUGGAAGCAUACAGCUGAUGCGACACGAAACUGAUGAGGAUCCUAUAUUGAUUGAGACUGACAUGAGCACCACCUCACUGCAGUGGAAUCACAAUGGUACUGUGUUAGCCAUAACAGGAAAACAAUUUGGUGGAGACAGCGAGAAGAGAAAUAUUGUCAAGUUCUUUAGUCCCGAGGGAAAACAUCUUCACAGCCUCCGGGUUCCAGGAAAGGAGAUCACAGCAUGUGCUUGGGAAGGAGGGGGCUUACGAAUUGCUCUAGCAGUUGAUUCCUUUAUUUUUGCCAACAUACGUCCAGACUACAAGUGGUGUUACUUUUCCAACACAAUUGCUUAUGCUUUCAACCAGUCAGACCGCACAGAGAGUACCAUAGUCUUUUGGAACACACACAACAACGAGAAGUAUGUGAAGUACGUGAAACAUCUGUUAACCAUAGCAUCCUAUGGUGAGUUCUGUACUUUGGCAACUAAAGCAGACGACAGUGAUGGACAGUAUGCACUAAUUUUGUGCAAUGCCAUCGGAACUCCCGUGGACUCGAGAUAUGUUGAAAUGGAACUCUGUUUUGUCACUAUGACAAGCACAUAUGUCAUUGCCACGUCACGAGAGACUAUCUACAUGUGGCACUUCAGAACUCCAAAGGGAAGAACAGUAGUAGAACUUGGAUCUCAAAAAUCCAAGUCUGGGCAGGAACGAUUGUAUCAUAUUGAUGAAACACCAUCUGGCACAGCUGAUGCUGGAAUGGACAUUCAAAGAGCUUUUGAAAGAAAAAGACGCCAGCCUACAACUGAUCCAAUAUCUUGCAUUACUUCCUCGGAAAAAAUGCUUAUUAUUGGUCGAGAAUCUGGGACAUUUCAAAGAUAUGCCUUACCUCUUUUGGCUCUGACACACAAAUAUAAUGUGGCCUGCCAUCCAGUUAAAAUAGCCCUGAACAGCAAUUCAAGUCGAAUAUCCAUUAUAGACAUCUUGGGAAUGUUGGCUCUGUUUGACUUGGAGACCAAAUCUGUAGGUCCAGCGGGAAAAGAAGUGCUAGGAGAGAAACUACCAUUUGAAAGAAAAGACGUCUGGGAUGUAGUGUGGGCUUCUGACAACAGUGAAAUGUUUGCCUUCAUGGAGAAAACUAGAAUGUAUAUCUUUAGAGAUUUGGAUCCAGAGGAACCUGUGAUGUGUAGUGGAUACAUGUAUGCCUUUGUAGAUCUCCAAGUGAAAGCUGUGUUGUUGGAUGAGCUGAUGGAGAAUCCAGAUAGUCCAGCUCUAGAAUAUCUAAUCAACAACGAGGUCAAAUCACUUCGGGACUCUAAAGAUCUUCUGGAAAAAGUUGGCAUUGUUGAAGCUUCUCAGUUUAUAGAAGACAACUCUCACCCCAAGCUGUGGCAUCUCUUAGCUGAGGCAGCCCUUAAAAAAUUAGACUUUUCCACUGCCGAAACAGCCUAUGUUCGUUGUAAAGAUUACCAAGGAAUUGAGCUGGUGAAGAGAGUCUCUAACCUACAGAAUGAAAAUCUGAGAAAAGCAGAGGUAGCUCUCUACUUCAGGCAGUUUGAUGAAGCUGAAAAACUUUAUCUUGAGAUGGAUCGAAGGGAGAAUGCUGUUACUUAUUAUGAGCAAGGACACAACCAGGAGAAACUAGUUGAGUGUUACUACAUGUUGGAGGAUUACGACAGCCUGGAAAAACUAAUGAAAAGCUUGCCUGAAAAUCACAAACUUUUGUCAGAUCUUGGAGUAAUGUUUACUUCUGUAGGGAUGUGUAUACAGGCUGUUGAUGCUUACACGAAGGCUAAUAAGAUCAAAACUGCCAUCGAAUGUUGUGUGGCUCUAAGCCAGUGGAACACUGCCGUUUAUUUGGCUCAGAAACAUAAUGUUCAGGAGAUUGAUGGCCUUCUUAGCAAGUACGCACGCUACCUGAUGGAGAAGAAGAAGAUUAUGAGUGCUGUGGAGUUGUAUCGAAAAGCUCAUCGGUUUUUGGAUGCAGCAAAGAUGGUGUCGAAGGUAAAACAAACUGAAUAUUCAUUUAUACAGAACACGAGUGUAGUGACAGCUGUUUCACAACAAAAAAUGUAUAGAAUGAUUUUUCAGGUUUCUUCAGCGAUUGCUUCCUUGCUGGACAAUGAAGCUCUAAUGUUUAGUGAUACUCGUAUAGUGGACCAGCCUUGGCGAGGUGCUGAAGCUUAUCACUUCCUACUUCUUGCUCAGAGGCAGCUGUACGAAGGUUAUGUUGAUGCUGCUAUGAAGACCACACUUUACCUACGAGAAUAUGAAGAUAUCCUAAACCAAGAAAUGCUUUAUGCUCUGUUAGCUUUAGCUAGCUGUGCCAAUCGUGCCUUUGGAACGUGCUCAAAAGCUUUCAUUAAAUUGGAGUCUCUCGAGACCUUAUCUGAGGAGCAAAGAGAGGAGUACGAAAACCUAGCUUUAGAAAUCUUUAUGAAACAUCCUCCCAAAGAUGCACGCAACACAAAGGCAGAGUGUACAACAUGUGAGACUAUGAUACCAGACUGGUGUAAUAUUUGUCCCAGCUGUAACACCAAGUUUCCCAUCUGUGUAGCUACUGGUCGUCCAAUAAUGGACACUGGUCAGAAGUGGACAUGUUCUCGUUGUAAACAUUAUGCACACAAGCAGGACAUGAUUACUAGACAACACUGUCCUUUGUGCCACUACCCGUGUGUAAGUGAUUAGUUAUUCUAUCCAAACCGUCAUCCAUAUCUUGUGCUGUUCCCCACUUCAAACUUUUACAUUGUGUACAAUAUAUUUAUAUAUAACUCACCUUCCUGGCUGUGGGAUGUUGUAAUAACAGUUAAUUUAAACACUUCUGCUACUUGAAGAACAAUCAUACAAGGGGAUGAACGUCACUUUUGUUCACAACCACUAGUAAUUAGCUGCAGUAUUCUAGUUCAAACACACGAAUCCGUCAAAUUAAAUUUGCACUGAUUACCUCACCUGAUGAGUUCCACACUCCUGUAUUUUAAAAAUAAAGCUUGUAUUGCAGGAA
Messenger RNA from Limulus polyphemus (Atlantic horseshoe crab), 3926 nucleotides. RefSeq names its product WD repeat-containing protein 35-like (gene Oseg4). Gene Ontology annotation, molecular function: protein binding. NCBI's taxonomy places the organism in Eukaryota, Metazoa, Arthropoda, Merostomata, Xiphosura, Limulidae. Gene Ontology annotation, biological process: protein localization to cilium; intraciliary retrograde transport; non-motile cilium assembly. Gene Ontology annotation, cellular component: non-motile cilium; intraciliary transport particle A. The record is from RefSeq and is a predicted model, not a curated record.